CCCCCCCCCCCCCCACCUGCCCUCUCGCACCGCCCGCUGGUGGGGGGCCCCUGCGCGGAAUCCGUGCCCGCGGGCGUCGGCCAGUGGGGGCAGCCAGUUCGCGCCAGCCUCUUCCAUUGAAGAGGCAUCCCCCUGCUCGCCAAGUCCGGACUUGAAGAUCUCACACUGUUUUGUUUUUUUUGGUUGGUUUUACAGUCCCCAGAGAAAUCAGACGACGGUGGUCGUUGUCCUGCAUUCGCGCUCUCUCUCGUCCUCCCUGUCGUGUCGACAUCUCCCUGGGCAUGUGCCUGGAUCGCCCCGCCUGCGAGGUGGCGGUCAUAUACACGUGUCCGCCACAUCGCCGGCCUGAUUCCGACAGGGAGGAGAGUGCGCGCGCUUUGCAAGGAUGGCCAUGCCCCGCCGGGUUCGCCUGCUUGUCAGAUCCGCCUGGGCGGGACCUGUCUGUGUGUGUGUGUGUGCCCGCGCGCCCUCGCACCACGCUUGGGCGCGUGCAUAUGGCGUCCUCCUUCCCCUCUUCGCACACAGAGAGCCGCCGGGCGGGGCAGCCGGGGCGAUGUGUGUCUUCCUCCGCGCGUGGGAGUGCGCGUGUGCGCACAUGGGGCCCUUCCUCCAUCCUGGGAGACAUGCGUCGGAUGCAUCUUCUCCGAGGCGACAUCCGAUGCAUGUGUCCCUCGUUGGGGGGCGGGCUCUUUCUGUUCGCCACGUCCCUCCUUUCAUGGGCGCACCUCCCCCCUUUAUCAGCCACCUUCCCUUGCGCCCUAUCACCAUUUUCUGCCCCCUCCUGACACCGUUCCCUUCCUCUCUGUUUGCUUCGCACGCACCCCCCUCUCCAGACACAAUGGUCAAGGGCAACCACAUCAUCCCCGGCUCCCACUUCCGCAAGCACUGGUUCCGCAACGUCAAGACCUGGUUCGACCAGCCCGGCCAGAAGAAGGCCCGUCGUGUUGCUCGCGCUCAGAAGGCCAUCGCCAUCGCCCCCCGCCCCGUUGCCGGCCUCCUCCGCCCUGCCGUCCACUGCCAGACCCAGAAGUACAACGCUAAGGUCCGCCUUGGCCGUGGCUUCACCCUCGAGGAGCUCAAGCUCGCUGGCGUCUGCAAGCGCAAGGCCCUCUCCAUCGGUAUUGCCGUCGACCACCGCCGCAAGAACCGCUCUCAGGAGUCCCUCGAUGCCAACGUUGCUCGCCUGAAGGCCUACAAGGAGAAGCUCAUUGUCUUCCCCAAGAACGCCACCAAGGCCACCAACGAGGACCUCAAGAACGCUGUCCAGUUCACUGGUCCCCUCUUCCCCCUCGAGAAGAAGCCCGCCGUUGCCGUCACCACUGUCCCCGUCGACACCCUCAAGACCAGCACCAACGUCUUCCUGCUCCAGGGCCAGCUCCGUCGCUCUGUCAAGUUCGGCGGUAUGCGCGCCAAGUCCGCUGCCGACAAGGCUGCCAAGCAGGAGCUCCUCAACCGCAAGUAAAUGGACACUCCACAGUAGUAUUCAUUUGGGCGGCCGUCUUCCCCUUCGGGGGGAUCCCCUGUCCGGUGACAUCCCUGUUAAUAUACGCCCUUCGUCAAUACAAUUUUCUUUGCAGACGAGAGACGACGAGAAGA
Fonticula alba is the source of this 1596-nucleotide messenger RNA. RefSeq names its product 50S ribosomal protein L13e. The record is from RefSeq and is a predicted model, not a curated record. Bases 386 to 1462 code for a protein of 358 amino acids. Gene Ontology annotation, cellular component: cytosolic large ribosomal subunit; ribosome. Gene Ontology annotation, molecular function: RNA binding; structural constituent of ribosome. Lineage: Eukaryota; Rotosphaerida; Fonticulaceae. The transcript has 4 exons. Gene Ontology annotation, biological process: translation.